Neodiprion virginianus is the source of this 1495-nucleotide messenger RNA. RefSeq lists its product as uncharacterized. NCBI's taxonomy places the organism in Eukaryota, Metazoa, Arthropoda, Insecta, Hymenoptera, Diprionidae. Gene Ontology annotation, cellular component: plasma membrane. Gene Ontology annotation, biological process: sensory perception of smell; detection of chemical stimulus involved in sensory perception of smell. Gene Ontology annotation, molecular function: olfactory receptor activity; odorant binding. The coding region runs from base 545 to 1495 and encodes 316 amino acids. The record is from RefSeq and is a predicted model, not a curated record. The transcript is spliced from 7 exons.
GGAAAGAACGGAGUAGCAGACCUUGAGUUUCAUUUCUCUCAAAUAUUUACUGUGAAAUGAAAUUACUGUACGAGCGAUGGAUCUUGGAGUAUUCUGACUGAAUUUCGUAAUCCCUGAAUAACGAAAUAAUCCAUUGGUGGCUCCUCACCAACCAAAGAAGAAUUUGAAAUCCAGAGAAAGUUCGACAGAAAGACGAACUUAUGAAGAUGUACUUGUCGCUAGAGACGACGAUUCGCUUCGUAAAAAUAUCGUCGAGACCGAUCUUCGGUUGGCCGUUGCCUCUUGGCACUAAGCGUAUCAUGAUCCUGAGACGUCGGAUUUUGAGGAUCUUAUCGAUGGCUCAUAUGAUAAUUAUACUUUUAGCACUGAUGUUCUAUAUUUACCGCAACAGAGAAGACCGCCUCAACUUGUUCUUGUGCAUGACAGAGAUGUCGGCAGCAUGUGGUCUGAUGGCAUUCAUCGUCAUCUGUCAUAUCGACGAAGACCUCGUUCUAGUUGAGUAUAAACGGCUCUUCAUUGCCCUAUCAAUCUCUGUUGAAAGAAAAUGAGUUACAGGCCGAUGUUUAAUUUUCUGACAGUGAACGUGCAUGGUAAAUUUCACGCGGAGGGAAAUUCCGUGUCUCAGUUAUGGUCGAUGAAAAUUAUAACAACUUUGAAAGCUUUCGCUGCAUUGAUAACCGAAAUGACGACGUUCGUGAGAAAUGCUACGGAUCAAGAAUUAGCUGUGAUUCGGUUCUACAUGAGAAAGUGUUCAUUACUCCAUACAAUGGUUAUCGCAGUGGACAUUCUCGGUCUGAUUGUGUACCUUUUGGCACCCAUUGUUCUAUCUCAGUCCUUACCGAUUAAGACCGCAUACCCGUUUUCAAUAGAGCCAUUUUGGAUUUGGGCUCUUCUGUACGGCGAAAAUCUUUUCGCUAUUCUCCAAGUUGCAUCCGCAGUGUGCAUGAGCCUGAUCUUCGUUGAUUUAACCUGGUUCGCCGCUGCCAGAUUUGAUAUCGUGAACACGGAAAUCGAAAGGGCGAGCAACCUGAACGAAGUCAACAAAUGUGUUCUACGUCACCAAGAAUCGCUAGAGUUUGCGAGCAGACUGUCGAAGACUGUGGGUCGUAUGGCUUUAGCGGUGGCCGCAUCGAACUUCGCUGCCGUUAUGUUUGGAGGAGUCGUGAUCACUUUUAGGCAAUUCUACUCACUUGAUUUCGUCAAGGUGAUCGCCUUCGAGAUGAUGUCCAUGGUCCAUCUUUUUCUGUACGCCUGGCCAGCGGACUACUUGGCUGAGUUGAGUCAACGAGUAUCGGAAUCCGUUUUACAUGGCCAGUGGCUAGGCAAAUCGCCUAAGAUGCAACGCUCGGUAUUGAUUAUGAUGCAAAGGGCCAAUGAUCCAGUCAUAAUCAAAGUCGACGGCCUGCUUCCUGCCUUGAACCUGGAAACGUUUGGAGUUGGGUUAUCAACCGCUUUCUCGUAUAUCGCAACGCUUCUCGCUAUUUUCGACGAGUGA